Staurois parvus is the source of this 499-nucleotide messenger RNA. NCBI's taxonomy places the organism in Eukaryota, Metazoa, Chordata, Amphibia, Anura, Ranidae. The record is from the annotation of a GenBank genome assembly.
CAGCGUGGCGAUCGGCGGUACGCUGUGUCCCUCGAACACAGCGGAUCACCGAUCAAUGGAAAGAGCCAAAGAUGUCGGCUAGGUCAUGUGAUCAGCUGUGUCCAAUCACAGCUGAUCACAUAGGGGACAUGUACACUGAUCAUCAGGACACUGAUGAUCGGUGUGCCCUGCUGAUCUGUGUAACCGUAGCAGUGCCACCUGUCAGUGUCCAUCAGUGCCAUCUGUCAGUGCUCAUCCAUGCCACCUGCCAGUGCCCAUCAAUGCCACAUAUCAGUGCCUACCAGUGCACAUCAAUGCCACAUAUCAGUGCCCAUCUGAGCUGCCUUUCAGUGUCACACGUCAGUGCCAAUCAGUGCCACCUAUCAAUGUCAGUCAGUGCCACCUAUCAGUGCUGCCAAUCAGUGCCACCUAUCAGUGCCAGUCAGUGCUGCCUAUCAGUGUGAAUCAGUGCCGCCUAUCAGUGCUGCCUAACAGUGCCAGUCAGUGCCACCUAACAGUG